GCGACCAGUCCACAUCAUCGACACUAUGGGCAAGAAGGACAAGAGCGAUAAGAAGCGCAAGCACGACAAGGUGGAAGCGGCGUCUGAGGCCCCCGCAUCCGGCUUUUCGCUGUUUGGCGGGUCCAAGGAUGCCGAGCUCGACAGCAUCUUCUCAAAGAGUGCAGCCUUUGCGCUCCCCACAGCAUCAGCCCCGACGGCGACGGCGGCGGCAUCCGAAGAGCCUGCGCGCAAGAAGGCCAUGAAGGCAAAGGCCAAGGUCGAGGCCGAGGCCGAUGCGGCCAAGAAAGCUGCGGAAAAGACCAAGGCUAAGGGCGCGGAGAAGGCCAAGGCUAAGGUGGCGGUGGAACCGGAGGAGGAAGACGCUGUUGCGGGCUCUGAAUCUGAAUUUGAGGGCGAGCUCGUGCAUGAGGCGCUCAAGAGUCCUUCGGCACGGCGCGCGCGCGACAACAAGGGCCAGACGAGCAAGUACGUGCCGCCCGACGAGACUCAGGCGGACCGGGACCGUCGCACGUUGUUCAUUGGCAACCUGCCUAUCUCGGCGACAGAGAAGGCCGGUACGGCUGCGCUCAAGCGUCACCUUCUCUCGUUUGCGCCGUCGGCUAAGAUCGAGAGCGUACGCUUCCGCUCCGUCGCGUUCAGCACGCCCACCUCUGCCGAUCUAACGGGGGAGGCGAAGACGAAGGAGGACGAGGCGAAGGAGGCGAGCCGGCGCGAAGCGCGGGAGAAGGAGCGCGCUGCUGCGUGGAAGGCGUCGCAGGCUGGAUCGAGUGUGGGCGGGCGCGGGAAUAAGCGCGGCGACGACGAAGUUACGGACAAAAGCAAGAGUUUCCUCGACAAGAAGGGGAAGCGCAAGGUCGCGUUCAUUAAGAAGGACUUCCACUCCGAGGCGGACUCUUGCAAUGCGUACGUUGUGUUUGCGCACCCGCACCCCGACAGGCCCAGGAAUGUUGCGCCGAUCCUCGACCCAUACGAGGCGGCCGCUACCAUCGGCCCCGCGGCUAACGGGAGCGAGGUGCUUGGCCGCGUGAUUCGGGUGGACGCUGUGCGGCUCCCAUCCGCCGUCGCACUCGCGAGCGCGCAGAACAAUCUGGGCAAGCGCGAUGCGUGGCUUCCCUCCGGCACCGACCCGAAGUGCUCCCUUUUCGUCGGUGGGCUCGACUACGCCGCCAAGGAUGACGACGUGCGCGCUUUCUUCGAGUCACUUGUGGUCGCCGAGCGCGGAAGCCCCGAGUCCGGGUCAUGGGUCACGGGCGUGCGCAUUGUGCGUGACCGUGACACGCAGAUGGGCAAGGGAUUCGGCUACGUGCACUUCGUGGACCGCGAGAGUGUUGACGAGCUCAUUUCCAUGCCCUCUGCCAAACUCAAGUUCGCUAAGAAGCCUCUGCGCGUGCAGGCGUGCAAGACACUUCCACCAGCUGCGAAGCGCGCGGCCGCCGCCGCCAAGUCUGAUGGCAAGGAUGGCAAGGACGGCAAGGCCAAGAAGGAGAGGGCACCGAAGCGGACAGCACCCGCGACGUUGCCCAAGGGAGACCCGUCGCUCGGCGAUCGCCUCAAGGGGCUGAGCAAGGACGAGCGUAAGGCCGCCAAGCAUGCCGACGCGACGCGUCUUGCCCGCCGUAUGGCCAAGAAGGCCAACAAGGUGGCCAGCGCGCACAAGGAGACGGGAGCAGUCAAGCUGGCCGCGACGAAGGCCGAGAAGGGGCUGCGCGCGAAGAAGGUCAAGGCGAAGAAGGGACGUGUGAGGAGUGCGCACGCGCUCACCAAGAUGAAGGGAAAGCGGGAGUAGACGACGAGGCCGUGCAGAGUACGCGGUGGGGUUAUACUAGAUGCAUGCACACUGU
Cutaneotrichosporon oleaginosum is the source of this 1841-nucleotide messenger RNA. RefSeq lists its product as uncharacterized. Gene Ontology annotation, molecular function: rRNA binding. Gene Ontology annotation, cellular component: nucleolus. Lineage: Eukaryota; Fungi; Basidiomycota; Tremellomycetes; Trichosporonales; Trichosporonaceae. The record is from RefSeq and is a predicted model, not a curated record. Gene Ontology annotation, biological process: ribosomal small subunit biogenesis.